GGGAGAGAAAUGGAUGAAAUUAUGCUCUGAAAGGGCCCUGAUAUUCCAUUGUUGCAGAGAGAAAAGCUAUUCAGAGCCCAAGCACAUCUUCUGUGCACACAGAAAUUGGAGAGGGGAAGGAUUGAGGAGCUGUCUGUCCACUGAGGGAUCUGAUCCUGCAGGGUUCCCUCACAUCCAGGGAAUAUGUUUUGGCAGGGUAUCAGGAGUUUUCCAAGCUCUGUGUUCUGUACAGUGACAGCAGAGCUACAGGGGCUGGAUCAGGAGAGUCCUUAGCACCUCAGUGUUGGGACUGUGAGAGGCAGUCUUUCCCCAGUGGUCCCUGGUGUGCUGAAAAUUAAUUCCAUCAGGAUGGGGUUUACCCUCUAAUCAGACAGCAGAGACCAUUUCAGCAAGAUGUUUUUGUUACUGAGCAUCAAAAGUCCAGUGCAAAGCUCCUGAAGGCACUGUUUUGUCUACCAAUAGAGAAAAGCUUUGUUAUGGAAUCAAAGAAUCACCAGAAAAUGAGUUUGGCUUUAAAUCCUUCCUCCAUGGAAGCGCAGAGUUGAUUUCCAGGUGAGUUCCAUACAGAAAUAGCUUUGCAUCAGGAGGAAAGUUGACAUCUCAAUGCCAUGAAGGGAUGCCAGGCUCCAGAAUGAGCAAAAUUGAGCAUCCAGCUGCUCCAGAAGCAGCCUGGGACCGUUCCACAGAGUGUGAGCGUGCAGCUGCUGCCACUGUGAUGUCAGGGCCCGCUGGGGUGUCGCUGAAGGGUUGGCAAGUCCCCACAGUGCCAACAGACCCUGCCAUUCCUGCGAUCCAGAGCUCCUAAUGCCCCCUUCUCCUGGCAUUCCAGGAGGAUCCUCAGGAGUUCUCAGCGGGCUGCCUGCAGACCAGCGGGGUUUUUAGCUGGCUUUUGGGUUAUGCUGCUCUGUGAGUUCUAGCACAGGCCUGCAGAAAUGAUCCCGCAAGUCGGUGCCACGGCGUGCGACUUUCUGUCUGCCGCCUCUGCGGUGUAUUUUUAUCCAGAUAAACCCUGGCUGGUGACAGCUCAUCUGGGCAAUCUGGUCAUCCAGUUAUCCAGAGGUGGAUACAUGACAGCCCCUCCUUUGGUCACAACACUGCCACCAGGACCUCAGCUGGCUCCUUCCCUUCCUGGACAAGAGGAUAAUGAGAAGGAGGUGGAUGAGGAACAUGCAGCUGUCACCUCAGGAGAAUCAAUCCACACGAGCUCUCUGCUGGGAGCUGAAGAUGCAGAUGAUGAGACAUUUCUCAUUUCUGACACCCUCAGCAGAAGCUCGGGCGCUCUGGACAAACCCAGGGUCCGGCCGCAGAAGAAAGUCCACGUGAUAGAGGAAGUGCUGGAACAACUGAGGGGCAUUGUGAACGAGGGGGACCCUAAGACCAAAUACACUGAAUUUGUUCAAGUUGGCCAAGGGGGUUUCGGGACUGUUUACAAAGCCGCAGACCCAGCCACAGGAGAUGUGGUGGCCCUCAAGAAGAUGCCUCUCCGCAAACGGAGCAGGAAGGAACUCAUCGUCAACGAGAUUCAGGUCAUGAAGGAAAACAGGCAUCCCAAUAUUGUCAAUUAUAUAGACAGCUACCUGGUGAACGAAGAUCUGUGGCUCGUGAUGGAAUAUGUGGAUGGAGGCACUUUAACCAGCGUUCUUGUCCAAGUCUUAAUGGAAGAAAGAAUUAUAGCUGCUAUCAGCAGGGAGUGCCUCAAAGCCCUGGAUUUCCUUCAUUCAAAGAAUGUGAUUCACAGAGAUGUCAAAAGUGACAAUAUUCUUCUCGGGAUGGACGGAUCUGUGAAACUGACUGAUUUUGGCCUGUGUGCUCAGCUGACCCCGGAGCGGAGCACACGGUGCACAGUGCUUGGCUCUCCUUACUGGAUAGCACCAGAAAUCCUGAAAAAAAAGGGAUACGACACCCAAGUGGACAUCUGGGCCCUUGGGAUUGUGGCCAUUGAAAUGCUGGAGGGAGAACCUCCAUACUUUAAAGAAAGCCCUAUCCAGGCUCAGCGCCUGAUCGCCCGGAACAGGUACCCCCCUCUGAAGAUGCCCAGCAAGAUGUCAGUUCUGUUCCACGCCUUCCUGCACUCCUGCCUGGACACCGACCCCGGCAUCCGCUGGACAGCCAGGGAGCUCCUGCAGCAUCCAUUUUUACGAACAGCCAUGAGCCUCUCUGUCCUGCCUGACAUGAUCCGUAUAGCCAGGAAACUCUGUAAGGCCAUGGAAGCACUCCAGGCCAGCAGUGCCAGCCCAGAGGAAAAGAAGGAAUAAAAUUUUCACUCCUUUGGGAGAUGUGCUCCCUUCUCACACUGGUUCCACAACGACUUCUGAGUUAUUGGUUGCUUCUUAAAGAUGGAAAGUCCCAAUAAUGGGGGUUUUGGUAUGGUUUGGAAAUGGGGAAGGGUCUCCUUCCUCCAUCAGCUCCAGACCACGCUGCCUCUGGAAUGCCCAUGAGCUGGGUUUUGCCCACUUGUGGCACUUCUGGGUGAGGAAGAAAGUGCAACUGCAUUUCCAGCCAAACGGGGAAGCCAGAACAUCCUGUUGGAUGCACACAGUCAGCUGGGACUGCGGAGUGUUUGGAGAAUUCCCUGUCCUCCCUCCACCUGGCAGAACAUGUGGACACAAAAAAUAUCUAGAGAUUAUAGAGAAAGACAUGUAUAUAACAUAGAUUGCUAAAUGGGGGGUGUGCAAAUGUACACAGACACAUAAUAUACUGCAUAAUUAUAUGUAUAAAUAUUUAUAGAAUAUAUAUUAUUAUUAUAGUCCUAUAUAUAUAAUGUUUUUAUAUAAUUAUAUGUAUAGAUAGCAUGUUACAGAGCUAUGGCCAUACAUUUACCUUGUA
This is a messenger RNA of Passer montanus (Eurasian tree sparrow), 2826 nucleotides long. Its product is annotated as serine/threonine-protein kinase PAK 3-like. Gene Ontology annotation, molecular function: ATP binding; protein serine/threonine kinase activity. Gene Ontology annotation, biological process: regulation of MAPK cascade; intracellular signal transduction; protein phosphorylation. Gene Ontology annotation, cellular component: cytoplasm. The transcript is spliced from 12 exons. The coding region runs from base 933 to 2255 and encodes 440 amino acids. The record is from RefSeq and is a predicted model, not a curated record. Lineage: Eukaryota; Metazoa; Chordata; Aves; Passeriformes; Passeridae.